GGGUAGUAUAAUGUGGUCAAGCAGCAGAAGGAACGGCUUCAAAUGUUGCCGCCAAAAUUGCAACUCUACUCGUCUACUAUUGAAACUCACUCAGCAGUCAAAAUCAUCGCUGCUAAGAACCUUCUCAACUCUCGCACUCGUCGCGGACAAAUGCAUCAGCAUGAAGCAGCUGAAACAGGUGCACGCUCAGAUGAUCGUUUCCGCCGUUAUCAACGACCACUUCGCCGUUAGUCGCUUAAUCUCCUCUUGCGCCCUUUCCCCCUUCGGAGACCUCUCCCACGCUUCUAGAAUCUUCCACUCCGCCCACCAACCCAACUCCUUCAUGUGGAACACCCUCAUUCGCGCCCAGCCCCACGCUCCCCACGCGCUCUCCCUUUACCUCAAUAUGCGCCGUAACGGCGUUUUCCCCGGCAAACACACCUUCCCCUUUCUCCUCAAAGCGUGUUCCCGCUUGCGUUCCCUGCCAGCUUGCAAACAGGUUCACGCGCACGUGCUGAAAUUCGGCUUGAGCCGCGAUUUGCACGUGGUUAAUGGUUUGGUUCGAGGUUACUCUGUUUCGGGUAAUGUUAACGAUGCACGCUUUGCGUUUGAUGAAAUUUCGGACCGAAGUUUGAGUCUUUGGACCACGAUGAUUUGUGGGUAUGCUCAGAAUUUCUGUUCAAAUGAGGCUUUGGCGCUUUUUGAUGAGAUGGUUGGUGAGGGUUUGGAACCUAAUGAUGUAACCUUGGCUUCGGUGUUGUCGGCGUGUGCCCGUUCUGGUUGUCUUGAGUUAGGAGAAAAAAUUCAUGAGUUUGUGAGAGUAAAAGAGGGUGGAGUGGGAGUGAUUCUUGGGACGGCGUUGAUUUAUAUGUAUGCAAAGAAUGGGGCAAUUGUGACAGCUCGAAAUUUGUUCGAUGAAAUGCCGGAGAGGAAUGUUGUUACUUGGAAUGCUAUGAUCUGUGGGUUGGCUGCUCAUGGACAUGUUGAAGAUGCUCUUUGUCUCUUUGAGAAGAUGAAGAAGGACCAGGUUGUUGUUCCCAAUGAUGUUACCUUCAUAGGGGUUUUGUCUGCUUGUCGUCAUGGUGGCUUGAUUGAUGUUGGUCGCAAGAUUUUUAGUUCGAUCGAGAUGGUGUAUGGAAUUGAACCAAAGAUUGAGCAUUAUGGGUGCUUGGUUGAUCUUCUUGGGAGAGGAGGUAAGUUGCUAGAGGCAGUGGAACUCGUAAAGGGAAUGCCAUGGAAGGCUGACGUGGUUAUUUUAGGAGCUUUGUUGGCGGCUUGCAAGAAUAGUGGAAAUACUGAGGUUGCUGAAAGAGUGGUAGAACAAAUUCUUGCUCUGGAACCUCAUAAUCAUGGAGUUCAUGUUGCUUUGUCGAAUAUGUAUGCAGAGGCGGGACAGUGGCAGGAAGUUUUGAAACUGAGAAAAAUGAUGAAAGAAGUGAGACUCAAAAAAGCACCAGGGUGGAGCCUUGUUGCCACUUAACUUUCUAUCAUGGCUUGUAUAUAGCAAAUACUGGUCGUCGUGGAACAGAUUUGAUUGUCUCAUCGAUAACCAAAGGUGAGGAAGUGAGUUAUAAUCUGAUAAUUUACCUGAUUCAACUAUAAACUAAUGCUCACUUCUUGGUCAAUCGAUAUUGACAUUAUGGAAAUAGUUAUGGUUCUAAAUGAAGUGUUGUUAUGCUACUGCUGUAUCGUAAAAUUGGAUGGUAAUAAUACCAUAAAAUGACAUAUUAUCGGAUCCGAGUUGCAAGCACAUAAGGCAUACUGCUAUUCCUGAUCUGCGUUGAAGCCCCUUAUAUCAGCUUUACAUGAGUAAGAGCAGUACCAAAGUAAGGGAUCCCAAUAAAGUGCUUGGUGUUGAAGCCCCCCUUAUAUCAGCUGAGAUACUUAAAAAGCUGUUAGUUCUAACCAACACCUGGUAUUGGCUGUAGCAAAUGUACAGGUAUAGCCUUUUAUAAUGCUGCUGAGAUUAGACAACAUACUUCCAAAAUCUUAUCAUUAUGUUGUAAAUACCAAGUUUAAUAUGUAAGUUAUGUGCUUACUUGUGUGCUUGCUUUGGGUGAUCAAAUAUUGUUCAAGUGUCAGGACUUAUUGUAGCAACAUGAAAGAGCUACAUUCAGCAGUUAAGUAGAUGAGAUGGAAAUGGAAGUU
This is a messenger RNA of Abrus precatorius (Indian licorice), 2127 nucleotides long. RefSeq names its product pentatricopeptide repeat-containing protein At5g06540-like. Gene Ontology annotation, biological process: RNA modification. The transcript has a single exon. Gene Ontology annotation, molecular function: RNA binding; protein binding. The record is from RefSeq and is a predicted model, not a curated record. NCBI's taxonomy places the organism in Eukaryota, Viridiplantae, Streptophyta, Magnoliopsida, Fabales, Fabaceae. Bases 11 to 1459 code for a protein of 482 amino acids.